Molecule: messenger RNA, 1290 nt
Organism: Pleurotus ostreatus (oyster mushroom)
Lineage: Eukaryota; Fungi; Basidiomycota; Agaricomycetes; Agaricales; Pleurotaceae
Gene: JIP5
Product: WD repeat-containing protein jip5
Exons: 7
Coding region: 1-1290 (429 amino acids)
Molecular function (GO): protein binding
Source: RefSeq, a predicted model, not a curated record
AUGUCACUCGACAUUUCCUUGCCGGACCAUCCCUUUGACCUUGUUUUUCACUCAGAAAAGGCUGUAGUCUUUACUUGUCUUCUAUCAGGUCGCGUUCUCGCAUAUGCUUACGAUGACUACGGAAACUCAAAAAAGCUUUGGUCGAGUCGACCGUUCAAAAAGUCCUGCAGAUGUUUGGACAUUACUCUCGACGGCCGAACAAUAUGGUGCGGUGGAAAGGGGAAGGCUUUAGCGGCGAUUGAUACUACAUCAGGCCAAGUGACGGACAAAAGAGUCGGAAGCCACAACGCCUCAAUUAACCGUAUCAAGGUCCUAACAGACCAUUUGUUCGCCACUGGCGAUGAUGACGGCGUCAUCAAGAUUUGGGACCAAAGAAAAAAUGAAUCUAUAAGGUCUUAUAAUCACCACUUCGAUUAUAUCACAGAUUUCCUUUGGCUCAAUAGCAAGAAGCAGCUGGUCACGACUAGCGGUGAUGGGACACUGUCUGUCAUAGAUGUACGUUCAAAGCAAACUAAACCCGUGGCGCAAUCCGAGGAUCAAGAGGACGAACUUCUAUCUAUCAUUCCUAUCAUAGGCGAAACUAAAUUCGUAGUUGGGACACAACUUGGAAUAUUAUCCAUCUUCAAUCGUAGUGCCGGAUGGGGAGACUGCGUAGACAGAUCUGUGGACACCCUUCUUGCACUCCCUGCUCCGUUUCGGAAUAACAAGGGGUCUGCUAUUCUUACGGGCUCAUCUGAUGGAUUUAUACGCGCAGUUGAGAUUCUUCCUACCAAAUUACUGGGAGUUGUUGCGGAUCAUGGGGACUUUCCAGUGGAAAAAAUGGCAUUAGGGAGAGGCGGUGGUCAGCCACUCGGAGACUCAGUGCCCGCGCGAUCAGGGCUCAGCACAACAUCUGGCGAUUCAGACGGCCCUGAAGUCGAGCGCUCACAUGGCACCCCUACAGAGCAUUGGUGGCUGGGUAGCAUUGGCUACGACGAUUCCCUAAAGUUGACCGACCUCGGGCGAUUCUUUGCUGAGAUUGACGGAAAGCAAGCCGAAGAGUUGAUGGGAACGUCCGCUCCUAUGGGCGAUGAUGAUGGGAAUGCUCGUGAAGAAGAGUCACCGGAGGUCCAUACUCCUAUGGAUGAGAAGGUUAGUAACGAAGACGGAAAUAGCGAUCAUAGCUCAGGCGAAGAGUUCGCUUCUGCGCCCAAGAAACGCAAACGACUACAGAAGGACCCCUUGAUCGUGAAAAAGAAGAUUGGACGCAAUCAGCUAAACGUAGAGGGCGCUUUCUUUGCGGAAUUAUAG